AUGGAAGGGCACCUUCAAAACUCUCCCAAACUAGGGAAUCCCAUUGACAGUGAUGAUGCAAAGUAUGUCUCUGGCCUCAGUACGAUUCUGGUUGCCACAAUUCAGGAAGCAAAAGACAGGAUUUCUCAGAUAGAAUAUAUUUUCUGCAGUCAGCUCUUCCCUAAUUUCCAAUCAAAAUCUAAAAUCCUGCAGAAAAUUUAUUCUGAGGCCAGGAAAGCCACAGAAGAGGUAUACAAAGAGAAAGAGAAGAAUCUCAGACUCCAAAUUGAAAGACUUCAACUUGAAAAACAACAAGGUCUUGAAGAGAACCAGUCUCUCAAGCUUGAGAUGGAAAAACCAUCAAAAGAGCAGGAAGAGAAGAUAAACCAGUUACUUGCCAAGAUAAGAAGUCAACAACUCAAGAUUGAUGAGCUAGAACGAAAGCUUAAGAAGAAGUCUGUGGAAGUUGAUGCGGGAAUGGAAUUGCAGAGCAGAUUAAUCCAAAUGGUUCAAUCAAAAGAUACUGCCACUGUAAAUACGGGAAAACAACGGAAAGAGUAUGAAGAAAAAACAAAUGAGCUUCUGGCCAAAGUGAAUUGCCUUGAGAGAAAAGUUGAUGAGCUCCAAGAGGAGCUUAAAAGCAAGACUGAAAAAGAAGCAGAGGGAAAGGAGUUGCAAGAAAAUUUAUUCAAAAAGAUUGAGUCACUUUCCUCGGAAAUUGUAGGCAAUGAGAAUCAAUUGAAUGAUAAUGAAAAGGAGAAAAGGUUACUUAUGGACAAAUUAGAACGUAUGGAAGAUAGUGCCAGUAGACUUCAAAAGGAGCUUGAGAAAAGGACUUGUGAGGUUGAGGAGGGAAGAAAAUUUCAAAACCAUUUACUUCAACAGAUUGAUUUGAAUAACAUAGAAAUGUCAAAGAACAAACGGCAGUUGGAGGAGUGUGAGAAAGAGAAUAAGCUGUUUCUGGCUAAAGUAAUUGGUUUAGAAGGGAAAAUUAAUGAUUUACAGGUAAAUCUCGGAGGAAGGAGAAAAGAAGAAAGUGAUUCAUAUGAAAAGUUGCUUCAACAGAAUGAUGCGAUUGCCUGCGAGUUAUUGGCUGAGAAGAAGAGAAGAAAAGUUGUUGAAGAUGCCCGCAAAAACCUGAUAUCUCAACACAAGUACCUCCUCUCAAAGUGUGGUCUUACUAUGGAUAAUAUGCUCCCUCAAAGUGAUUCAUUUAUGUGUAAUCAGAAUUCAAUUACUCCGCCUGAUCUUGUAAACAAAAUUUCAGACACAUCUGCAGCUCUUAGUUACACAAAAAAAGUGAAGCAUGACAGUGGAAGCUCGGAGGAACAGAAAGGAGCCAAAUUAAUUAAAGCCUCAAGCUUUGGUCCUCCUCCUACUUCCAAUUUCCCCAUGGCAUCAAAAUCUCCCUCGGACAUAAAAUCUGCCCCAUUAGCUGGUGCAAAGCGGCCUGCAUCUUGUUGGAGAGAGACCAGGUCCCGUCAAUGCCAGGGUGGGCCUGACCCCCAUGAUGAUUUUCUUGACACUCCCAUUGAGAACAUUAGAGGAAACUUGAACAAAGACUUGAAGGAACCAGUUCGUGACCCUCCACUUCCAGUCCCUAUUCAGGAAGACAUGGAUUUUGACAGCUUAGAUGAUGAAACAGAGGAUAUGAAUGUUAAUAGCAGCCCACAAAAGCAGCAGAUGCCAGUUACAAUUGCUAGCAAAAAAGGUUUCAAGUAUGUUGAACCAGUAAGAAAGAAAGCUGAUCGGGAAAAACUAAAAGGAGUUGAAUGCAAACAGUGUAAGAAGUUCUACGAUGCUGUACUACCCAAUGAUGGGGGAAGGGACACCAACGGCGAUAAGCGGAAUUUCCGCUGUGAACAUCAUGAUGGUGUUUCUAGGCAUCGGUAUAGGUAUGUCCCUCCCUUGACCCCUGAAGGAUUCUGGAAUAUUGGAUUUGAAUCUGAAAUGUCAUAGUACUUUCGAACUCAAAACUUAUAAUCGUUUAACUUCACUUCGAUAUCUUACUUCCUUUUUUGCAACUUUGUGAUCCUAAGCGAACAAAAUGAGGGAAUACUACCAAAAAGGUGGACCAUACACACCCAUAGGUCACCAAGAUAAUCCUUCAAGCAUAUCCCCCAGAAUUUGACCACUCGUGUUAACCCUGAAAUACAUACUUCAUGAUUCACAUUCUAUUACAGAUUCUUAUGAUUUUAAAUUGUAUUAUAUUAUCCACCCAUGUACCAAACUUCUUUCUCUAUUCUUCUAUAAAUUUUUGCUUAUCAAGAAAGAAAUCUAUUAGAUAUCCAGUAUUCGAAAAACAAAUAAUAGUAGAAGUUAUGUUGUUGGGUAGUUACACUUGCCUGUACAAAGUUUGAGUUGUAAAACACAAGAGUGUUAUACAAU
Corylus avellana is the source of this 2367-nucleotide messenger RNA. Its product is annotated as protein gamma response 1. Gene Ontology annotation, biological process: DNA repair; DNA double-strand break processing involved in repair via single-strand annealing. The record is from RefSeq and is a predicted model, not a curated record. NCBI's taxonomy places the organism in Eukaryota, Viridiplantae, Streptophyta, Magnoliopsida, Fagales, Betulaceae. Gene Ontology annotation, molecular function: damaged DNA binding.